This is a messenger RNA of Dicrocoelium dendriticum, 1386 nucleotides long. The record is from the annotation of a GenBank genome assembly. Lineage: Eukaryota; Metazoa; Platyhelminthes; Trematoda; Plagiorchiida; Dicrocoeliidae.
AUGUACGACGUUUGUAACAAAGAGUCUUGGCAGCAUCGCGGCAUCGACACAAUGGUGUUAAAAGCCUACAUCUUUUGCCUGAUAACCUGCUUACUUGAUGUCAGCUGCGAUCUUUUGUCAGUUACGGUUUCAAGAGCAAGGCUGCAAGGAAAUAACAAUGUGACUGCCGAAGAAAAUAUGGAAUUAUCCUGCCAAAAUCAACGUUUACGUUUGGAUUAUACUUCGUAUGGACCUUGCCGCCUACACAAGUGGCAUUACGAUUCGAGAGAAGAGGAGUUAACCUGCGUGUGUUUACUCGAAAAUUCCACACAAGUAAAUGGACAACUAUUACAGAAGGGUGAAUCAAGAACAAUUCCUUCGAUUUCCCAAAACAAUUUCAAAGAACUGGGUUGCGUCAAGCAAGGGCAGUUUGAGUUUGAAAUAAAAAUUUUCAAUGAAUCGCAUCCAGAGAAAACUGUGAACAGUCUUUUUUUCAGUGUCGCCAACGAAACGGGGGUCAAGGUGGUCACAAGUUGUAUGACAAUGCCACGCGAGGCUAAUGUACAUACUUGCGUCACAAGUUAUCAGAACGAGCAAAAGGUCACUUGGGAAUUUCCUGAAAACUGGAGUGGUCCAGCGCGGUUUCUCAAAAAGAUCGAUUACGAUUCAGAAGCAAUAAAUCUACAAAUAGUUGGAAUGUAUUGGCCAAAGCAGUUAUCAGCAAUUAACAACCAAGUGCUAUAUGUGGACAUAAUCGUGCUAGUGAAGCAAAAAUACGACAAUAUCUGCGAGGAGAUUUUUAAAAAUGUACGUCCACGUUUGAUUCCCAAAACAACCUGCCGUCUGGAAUUCUACGACGACUCCGUUCUAAAUCCACCGAACUUCGUAGCAAAGCUAAAUUUAUUAAUUCCAUUUCAAUGGGAGGAGCGCAAUACGAUGGAACAAGUGCACCUAUGGCUAGCCAACAGGUUGAUGAGGCCGGGGUACCAAUGCAUUUUUCCUGUACAAGUGCGAACACAGGCACCUACCUAUGUUCCAUCUGAAGUAGAUGCGGAAGCAAUGGACUACAAAUUCGUGUUGAUUUUCUACACGUCAAUACUUGGUAUAACAUCGCAAAGUGAGAUAUCUAAGGCGGAAUAUUGCGAAAAGCUCACCUCUCUAGCGAUCGAACUGAUAACGAACUGCAACAUCACCAUGAUGGUUUCCGACUAUGGAAGAGCUAUUGUCACAGUACCAAAAGCGCAGGCAUCCGUUUGGGAGGUACAGCAGCAUCUUAUGGUAGAACUGAAUAUGGAAAGCCAAAAUAAGUGUCUCGUCAACGUGGCCAUUGCUACGGAAGAUAAGGAUAUUAAGUAGUAAGGCAAAUUGGUAUGGAAGUUGCAUUGGUGCAGAAUGCAUGGUAGAGCG